GCGCCGCCCAGCCGAGGGGCCCCGGCGGGCGCCGGGGGAACCCCUGAGCGGAGCCGGGGCCGCCAGCACCUCCCUCCACCCUCCACCCUCAUCUCCCGCAAGCCCCGGGAAGCGCCGCUUCACCCGGCCCGGCCCGGCCCGGCCCGGCCGCGGGAGUCGCUGUGGCGUUGGCCGCCGUUGGCCUCGGCCCCGUCAGCGGCAGGGAAUUGAGAUUCCCAUGGAAUUCCCGGCCUCGACAUUCCCAAAAUUUUAAGAUUUUUCUGGAAAAUCCCAAAUUUCCCAUGAUCCAUCCCUCACCUCCAGAAAUCCCAGGUGCUCCGUAGGAUCCCACCAUGAGCGGCCUCGGCGACGGCUCCGCGGAUCCGGCGAUUCCCGAAUCCCGGAAGCGCAAAGGAUCCCCGUGCGACCCCGCCCAGAGCGCCGAGAAGCGGCGCCGGGAGCAGGAGCUGCGGUACCUGGAGGAGCUGGCGGAGCUGCUGUCGGCCAACAUCGGCGACAUCGACUCGCUGAGCGUCAAACCCGACAAGUGCCAGAUCCUGAAAAAAACCGUGGAUCAGAUCCAGCAGAUGAAACGGCUGGAGCAGGAAAAAACGACGGAUGACGACGUGCAAAAAUCCGACAUCUCCUCCAGCAGCCAGGGCGUGAUCGAGAAGGAAUCCCUGGGACCGCUCCUGCUCGAGGCCCUGGACGGUUUUUUCUUCGUGGUGAACCGGGAGGGUCGGAUCGUGUUCGUGUCGGAGAACGUGACGGGAUAUUUGGGCUACGGGCAGGAGGAGCUGAUGAACUCCAGCGUUUACAGCAUCCUGCACGUGGGUGACCACGCCGAGUUCGUCAAGAACCUGCUCCCCAAAUCCCUGGUGAACGGCGUUCCGUGGCCGCAGGAGCCGUCGCGCCGCGGCAGCCACACGUUCCAGUGCCGGAUGCUGGUGCGGCCGCCGGACGAGGCCGGCUCGGAGAACGCGGAGCUGCGGCAGCGCUACGAGGUGAUGCAGUGCUUCACCGUCAGCCAGCCCCGCGCCUUCCAGGAGGAGGGGGAAGAUUUCCAGUCCUGCCUGAUCUGCAUCGCCCGGAGGUUGCCCCGCCCGGCCGCCCCGACCCCGACCGAGUCCUUCGUCACCAAACAGGACACCACAGGAAAAAUCAUCUCCAUCGACACGAGCUCGCUGCGCGCCGCCGGCCGGACGGGAUGGGAGGAUCUGGUUCGGAAAUGCAUCUACGCCUUCUUCCAGCCCCAGGGCCGCGAGCCCUCCUACGCCAAGCAGCUCUUCCAAGAAGUGAUGACGCGGGGCGCGGCGUUCAGCCCCUCGUACCGCUUCACGCUCAGCGACGGCUCCGUGCUCAGCGCCCACACCAAGUGCAAGCUCUGCUACCCCGCGAGCCCCGAGGCGCAGCCCUUCAUCAUGGGCGUCCACGUCAUCGACAGGGAUCACGGAAUUCUCUCCCCCCAGGACGCCCCCGCGCCCGGCCUGGCCCUUCCCAGGCUGAAUCCCAACGUUUCUCCGGGAUCGGGAAUGGCGCUGCCUCCUUCCCUUCCUCCAUCCAACGGCUCCGUCAUGGCCGCGCCCUCUCCCCAUCCCGGCAAUCCCAGCUCCGGACAGCAAAAUUUUGGGAAUCCGCUGGCGUCCAACGUUGCCUUAAACCAAAACCCCGGCAAUUCCCACCCUUUAUCCCACGGCGGCUCCCCCAUGAACAGCCCCGGAAUUCCGGCGUCGCAAUUCCUGUCCCCCCGGCACCGCGGCAGCCCGGGAUUGAUUCCCAGAUCCCGAGCUCCUCCUCCUCCUCCUCCUCCUCCUCCCGGCAAUCCCUUCUCGCCGUCCAUGCACUCCUCCGGAGGCGGGAAUUCCCGACCUUUCCCCGGCGCUCCCGAAUCCAAUCCCGCGGCGUUCCCGGCUCCUUUGAGGCAACCGAAUUCCCAAAGCUCCCCCGGCCGCUUGGGCGGCAAAUCCGAACUCAAGGACGGCAAGGAAAUGGCUUCCAUCUUGGGAGAGAUGAUCCAGGCGGACGCCGAGAAAACGCCGGAGCCGGGAAUUCCGCACGGAUCCGACGGGUCCGACUCCAAAUGCCCCCAGGCCACCAGCCACCGUUUGGUGCAGCUCCUGGCCAGCACGGCCGAGCAGCAGCUCCGGCACCACGCCGACGCCGACACCAGCUCCAAGGAUUCCUUGGCGUGCGCCGGGAUCGCCGGGAAUUCCGCCGGGAAUUCCGCCGGGAGCUCCUGCCCGUCCUCGCACAGCUCGCUGACGGAGCGGCACAAAAUCCUGCACCGGCUUCUCCAAGAGGGGAGCCCCACGGACGUGCCGGGUUUGGCGGCGGAGCAGGAGAAGAAGGAGAAUCCCCCCGGAGGGAAUUGCGGCGGGAAUUCCGGCGGAGCGCAUCCCGGCACGCCGGAGGCGGAAAAGAAGAAGGAAUCCAAGGACCACCAGCUGCUCCGGUAUCUCCUGGAUAAGGAUGAGAAGGAGUUGGGAACGCCGGCGCUCAGCCUGGACGACGUCAAGGUCAAGGUGGAGAAGGGCGAGGCCAUGGAGCCGUGUCCGGCCGCCCCGGCCGCCAUUCCCAAAAUUCCGGCCGGAGACGAGGUCAAGAUGGAGGCGCAGGGGCAGUUCUCGGCCGAGCUGGAGCAGCUGGAUCAGCUCCUGCCUUCCUUGGAAAAACCGGCGCCGAUUCCCGGAAUUUGCGGGACGCCGGAAAGGAACGAAUCCGGAAUUUCGGGAAUUCCGGGAAUUUCCGGAGUGACGCCUCUGCAGCCCAGCACGGCCGCCAGAGCCCCCGCGGCCCUGGGCUCCUCCUUGGCCGUUCCCGCUCCUCGCGCUCCCUUCGACUUCUGCGAUCCCGGGAAUUCUGGGAAUUCUGGGAAUUCCGGCACCUCCCGCGGCCCCGCCCAGCCUGGAAGAAACUCCGGGAACGUUCCCAAUCCUUUCCCCCCGGAUUCAGGAAUGCCGGAAUUGGAGCUGGGAGUUCCCGAUCCUGCGUUGGGAAUUCCGGGAAUGUCGGAGCAAAUUCCGUGGGCGGAUCCCGGAAUGUCGGCCCUGAACCGAGGAGCUCUUCCCAAAGCGGACGACCCCUGCCCCCUGGACGCUCUCCUGUGCCCUCCCACCACGGCCGAGGGACGGAGCGACGAGAAGGCUCUGCUGGAGCAGCUCGUGACGUUCCUGAGCGGGAGGGACGAGACCGAGCUGGCCGAGCUCGACCGGGCCCUGGGCAUCGACAAACUCGUGCAGGGCGGCGGCCUGGAAGCGCUGACGGAACGAUUCCAACCCCACCAAUCCGCGCCCCCUCCGCUGCUCCUGGAGCAAAAACCGGGAAUGUUCUCCCAGCCCUUCCCGCCUUCCUCAUCAUCCUCUUCAUCCUCAUCCUCAUCCUCCUCCUCCUCGGCCUCUCCGAGCGUCAACAUUGCCGGGAAUUUCCCGGGAACGCUGCGGCAAAAGCCGCCCUUCGGAGCCGUCGCCGUCCCCCUUCCUCCUCCUCCUCCUCCUCCUCCUCGUGGAACGUUCCCGAAUAAUUCCCUGGGAAUUCCCUCUCGGCCGCCGCUGAGCCGCCCCCCGAGCGUUCCCAACCAGCUCCGGCUGCAGCUGCAGCAGCGCCUGCAGGGCCAGCAGCAGCUGCUCCACCAGAGCCGCCAGGCGCUGCUGAACCCGCUGGGCCCCGCGCUGGGAACGGCGGCGAGGGCCGGGACGCCGCAGCCGCAGCCGCCGGCGCCGCAGCCCCCUCUGAACGCGCAGAUGUUGGCGCAGCGGCAGCGCGAGCUCUACAGCCAGCAGCACCGCCAGCGCCAGCUGAUGCAGCAGCGCGCCCUCCUGAUGCGCCAGCAGAAUUUCGGGAAUUCCGCCGCCCCCGCCGUCCCCGUGGGAACGCCGCCCCGAAUGCCCCAAGCCCCUCCCCAGCAGUUCCCGUACCCUCCCGGUUACGGGACGAACGCCGGCGCAGCGGGGUUUCCCAACGAGGCGGCGCUGGCGGGACGAGGAUCCCUCGGGAAUCGCGGGAUGAUGGGGGCGCAGUUCGGAGCCGGGAUGCAGCAGAACCUGUUCCAGUAUUCGGGAUCGGGAAUUCCGCAGCAGGGCGAGGCCGCCUUCGCGCCGGCGCUGAGCCCCGGCAGCCCCCUGGUGUCGCCGCCCGCCGCCGGAUACCAAUCGCCGGAGCUGAAAUCCUGGCAGGCCGGAGCCAUCGGGAAUAACGGGGUUUUCGGCGGGGCGGGAGCGGCUCCGGCGGCGGCUCCGGCGGCUCCAGCGGGAAUGUACAACAACAUGAGCAUCACCGUGUCCAUGGCCGGCGGCGGAUCCGGAAUCGGCCCCGUGGCCGGCGGCAUUCCCAUGACUUCCAUGAUGGCCGGCAUGAAUUCCAUGUGCUCCGAGCAGGUCCCGGACGCGGCGCUGAGGCCUCCAGGGCUCUACUGCCAGCAGCUGAGCUCCGGGGAGCUGCUCAAGGCCGAGCCGGACGGCGCCCAGGUGCAGCAGGUCCAAGUGUUCGCCGACGUCCAGUGCACGGUGAAUUUGGUGGGAGAUCCCUACCUCAACCCGCCGGCUCCGUUGGCCAAUCCCAAAAAUCCCGCUCCGCCUCCUCCGCCGGGACAAGGGAAGAGCCUCCUCCAGCAGCUGCUGACGGAAUAAAGAACCCAGAAAAAAAAAACCCCAAAAAAACAAAAAAAAAAAAAAAAACCAAAAACGUCGGGAAUUUCCCCCCGGAAAAAAAAACAAACAAACAAACAAAAAAAUUUAAAAAAAACCGCGACGACGACGAGGACGACAAAAUAAAAAUAAAAAUAAAAAACAAACUCGGGAAGAUGGACACGAAAAAAAAAAACAAAACCGAGAAAACGGAGGAAAAAAAAAAAAAAAAAGAUAAAAUUAUUCUAUAGGAUCUAUUUUUAUGGGAAUUUUGAUAUCCAGCCCCCGCCGCCGGAACGUUUGGAGCGAAAAAUG
Messenger RNA from Cinclus cinclus, 4916 nucleotides. It is a transcript of the gene NCOA1, whose product is annotated as nuclear receptor coactivator 1. Gene Ontology annotation, biological process: cellular response to hormone stimulus; positive regulation of transcription by RNA polymerase II. The coding region runs from base 333 to 4604 and encodes 1423 amino acids. The record is from RefSeq and is a predicted model, not a curated record. The transcript has 22 exons. Gene Ontology annotation, molecular function: protein dimerization activity; nuclear receptor binding. Lineage: Eukaryota; Metazoa; Chordata; Aves; Passeriformes; Cinclidae. Gene Ontology annotation, cellular component: nucleus.